AUGAGAAUAAUUAAUUUUUUCUUUAAAAGUAAUAUAAGUAAUUGUGAAGAAAAAGGAAAAAAUUCACCUUUUCAUGAUAUAAAUAGAACCAAUAAUGAUUCUGUUAUUGAUGUAAUAAAAAAAAUUCCUAUUAAUCCAUUUAUUGAUAGUAAUGAAAAUUUAAAUAAAUAUAAAUAUGAUGUUGAAAAAAAGAAUAUUGAAAGAUUUACAGGAUUAAAAGUUUAUGAAGAAGAAGAUGAGAAAGAUCAUAAAAAGAAGCAACCAAUAGAUUAUCCAUUCCCAAUUAGUAAAAAUUUAGUAUUUCAAAAAAAUAAAGUAAAUAAAACAGAUGAUCGUAUAAAUAUAAACUAUAGUAAUAUAGUAAGUGAUCUCUACCCAGAAGAAGGAUAUAAAUCACCAAAUAGAAAUAAACAUUUUUCUUCAGAAUGGGAAAUUCUAUUAGCUCAUAAUCAUGGUUUAUAUGAUUUUAAGAAUCCAGAUAAUAAUGUAAUCGUUAAUAAAGAUAUGUAUUCAUUGAAUACUGAAAAUGAUAUUAGAAAUAAAUUAAAUUUAUAUAUAGAAAGAAUAAAUGUAGAUAAUCCUAAUGAUGCUUGCAAGUAUUUAGCAAUAGAAGAAUAUAAAUGUUUAUUAACACAUUCAUUUCAUAUGAAUCCAAUCUUAAGUAAUCAAAAAUGUGUGAAAUGGUUUAAUGAAUAUAUGCAGUGUAAAUGGGAUGAACAUAAACUAAAUUAUGGUUAUAAUUAUAUAGAGAAUAGAAGAAAUAAAAAAUCAAAGGCAUAUAUAGCAGCACCUGAUUAUCAGUAUUCUUAA
Molecule: messenger RNA, 810 nt
Organism: Plasmodium gallinaceum
Lineage: Eukaryota; Apicomplexa; Aconoidasida; Haemosporida; Plasmodiidae
Product: conserved Plasmodium protein, unknown function
Exons: 1
Coding region: 1-810 (269 amino acids)
Source: RefSeq, a predicted model, not a curated record